Scleropages formosus (Asian bonytongue) is the source of this 2669-nucleotide messenger RNA. It is a transcript of the gene mtrr, whose product is annotated as 5-methyltetrahydrofolate-homocysteine methyltransferase reductase. The coding region runs from base 77 to 2179 and encodes 700 amino acids. The record is from RefSeq and is a predicted model, not a curated record. The transcript is spliced from 15 exons. Gene Ontology annotation, cellular component: cytosol. Gene Ontology annotation, molecular function: FMN binding; flavin adenine dinucleotide binding; [methionine synthase] reductase (NADPH) activity. Lineage: Eukaryota; Metazoa; Chordata; Actinopteri; Osteoglossiformes; Osteoglossidae. Gene Ontology annotation, biological process: homocysteine metabolic process.
CACGUUUCAUACGCGACGGUGGUCAAAGUAGGUGUCUCGUCAGUGAGCGGUCCCGCAUGAGGAACGCACGUCGGCGAUGCCCUGUGAAGCGAAGAGCCGCUUUCUGCUUCUUUACGGCUCCCAACGCGGUCAAGCCAAGUCAAUAGCAGAGGAGAUAUGUGACCAGGCAGAGGGGCUCGGAGUUGUGGCCGAUGCCUACUGUUUGAGCCAAAAAGAAAAGUAUAAUUUAGAGAAGGAAAUCGCUCCGGUAGUUUUCGUUGUGUCUACAACCGGGGAUGGAGAACCUCCAGACACGGCCCUUGCGUUUGUGAGAGGAAUCAAAAAAAAGACUUUGCCCAGCGAUCACUUUGAGCACAUGCGCUAUGCACUUCUAGCCUUGGGUGACACAAACUACUCCAAUUUCUGCAACUGUGGAAAAACUAUUGACAGCCGUCUCCAGGAGCUUGGUGCAAAGCGCUUUUAUCCAACAGGACACGCCGAUGAUGGUGUUGGACUGGAAAUAGUGGUGGAGCCGUGGAUUGAGGGACUGUGGGAAGCGGUUAGAAAAGCUUUAUCGGAAAUGUCCGCCUCUGGACAAGAGAGACUCGACCAGGCAGAGACUGACCCAAACGGUUAUGUUGGAAAACAAGACGAGCCAAACACUGACAAAUUCGGAGGAGACUUGAAUAUCCAACUACUGAGUCUUCAUGACCCAGUUCCAGGACUUUCCGACGUAGGGCCUCAAAGGGAGGGGGCUGGGGCUGAGGCUGGGGCUGCGUACACCUUGCUGACACGUUCCCAGCCCCCAGUGUCGGAGUCCUCUCUCAGCAUUCCCACACUGCCUCCUCCCUUCAUCGAUGUCCAGCUUUUGAACACGUCACCACAGGAGAACAAUGCUCCAUUUCGUAAAGAAGCUCUUCCCCACGUUCCUGUAUCAAGGGCAGUUCGACUCACUGGAGAAGGAGCUGUGAAAACAGCCUUGUUGCUAGAACUGGAUGUUUCUGAGCAUCAAAUGGAUUACCAGCCUGGAGAUUCAUUUGACAUUCACUGCCCAAACAGCUGUGCCGAGGUGGACGAGCUGCUGCGGAGACUGGGCCUGUCCCAACAGAAGUCCUGCAGCGUCCAGCUGCAGUUGCGAGCAGACACCAAGAAAAAGGCUGCACAGAUCCCCAGUUACAUUCCAGAAAGGUGUUCACUGCAGUACCUCUUCACCUGGUGUCUAGAAAUCCGGAGCGUUCUGAAAAAGGCUUUCCUGCGGUCCCUUGUCGAAUACACUUCGAACCCCGCUGAGAAACGCCGGUUACAGGAGCUGUGCAGCAAGCAGGGCUCAGCUGAAUACAACAGCUUUAUAAGAGACCCCGGGUUGUGCCUGCUGGACCUGCUGAGAGCGUUCACCUCCUGCUUGCCGCCUUUGAGCAUCCUCAUAGAGCAUUUGCCAAAGCUGCAGCCUCGGUCUUAUUCAGCAGCAAGCUCCAGCCUCAGCCACCCGGGGAAGCUGCUCUUUGUCUUCAACAUUGUCGAGUUCCCAGCGUGCGCUGAGCGCCCCAUCCCGAGAAGAGGCGUGUGCACCGGGUGGCUGGCGGACAUGGUGUCGUCUGUCCUACAGCCCUCCGGAGGGGUUCAUACUCAGGAGAUGAACCCUGGACUUCAGACUUCACCAAAGGUGUUUGUGAGUCUCCGCCCAAGCUCCGCCUUCCACUUGCCUGCUGACCCCACCGUGCCAAUUGUCAUGGUAGGACCCGGAACUGGCGUUGCCCCUUUCAUUGGCUUCCUCCAGCACAGGGAGAAACAAAGGCAAGAGAACCAGGAGGCAGCCUUUGGAGAAACAUGGUUAUUUUUUGGCUGCCGAUACAAAGAUCGGGAGUUUCUCUUCAGGGAGGAGCUGGAGAACUUUGUGGCACGUGGCACGCUAACGCAUUUGAAGGUGUGCUUCUCCCGGGAUGCCGGCGAUGGAGAGGAACUCGGGCCUAAGUACGUCCAGCAUAACCUCCACCUUCAUGCCCAGCAGGUCGGCAAUGUUCUGCUCAAACAAAAUGGCUGCUUCUACGUUUGCGGGGAUGCGAGGAACAUGGCGAAGGAUGUUAAUGAAGCCCUGAUCGAGAUAGUUGGCAAGGAGCUGCAAGUGGACAAGUUGGAAGCCAUGAAGGUGGUAGCUGGGCUGCGGGAGGAGAAGCGCUACUUGCAGGACAUUUGGAGCUGAAGGGCACUUUCGGCGUGAUGCGGGACCUCACAGGGCUGCAUUUUGAAAUGAAAGUAUCUCAGUCUAUGCAGAAUUCUCUUUAGUUUGUUUUUAAAAAAAUGCUGUAGUCUGUCCUUGCAGUGCAGGCCCUGGCUCAGAGCACUGUUUUCGAGUCAAACGGUGAAGCAGCUGGAUGUUAAAUGUUAUUUAUAUUCGAGAGUUGCUCCCAUUUCUAUAAUGAGCGCGACUCUGCCAUUUCGUUUAAUACAGACCCUGCAGUGAAUGCCAAAUGUCAGCUUAAAAAACUGCUCUCAUGAAACUGACCUUAUCUUUUAAAAUAUUCUUUUACUUUUGGGGGGAAAACAUUUUAUUUUAGUGUAUUUCAUCAUCUUAUCUCAAGUGUGGCUACCGCCUAUUUUUCUACUGCGAGUUUUGCUCACAGUGUAGAUUCUUAAGUACGGGUAAUAUCUGGCAAAUGGAAUGUUACAAUAAAUCAUAUUAUAUAAAAGUA